Molecule: messenger RNA, 1125 nt
Organism: Cladophialophora carrionii CBS 160.54
Lineage: Eukaryota; Fungi; Ascomycota; Eurotiomycetes; Chaetothyriales; Herpotrichiellaceae
Exons: 4
Coding region: 1-1125 (374 amino acids)
Source: RefSeq, a predicted model, not a curated record
AUGGGGCGUACGAUCGACCAGGACGUCCACGCGGCUUUUGUCGAGUUCAAGGCCAAAGAGGACGACAAGUGCAUGUCGGUGCAAUGCAUCUACUGCCAACAGAUCCGCGCAAAGAACACGUCUCGCCAGAAGCAGCAUCUCCUCGAGUGUCCUGGCCUCCAGAACAACCCCAAUGCCCCUCGACCCGAACCAUCUCCUGAUGAUCGCAUCGGCGCCGUCAAUGGAUUCCGCACGCCCUCCGUCUCGCAUACAUCCAAUGCCCCCUUGAGCAACGGCAUACCCUCCGGCAGCACGCCCAUCCAAGGAUUGACCAACGGCACCUCGAUGCCCCCGCAAGGUGCCAACACAACCCCAACCCAGCGACAACCACCGAAGCCAAACAAGACACCAAAGACCACACCGGGAUCCAGCCUCCCUGCACCACCUCUCGACGAUGUCCAUGCUGCGUUCGUCGAGUUCCGGGCCAAAGAGGAGGACAAGUGCUUGUCUGUGCAAUGCAUCUAUUGCAACCAGAUCAGAGCCAAGAACACAUCGAGGCAACGCCAGCAUCUUCUCGAGUGUGCGACAUACCAGAAUGUCAUGAAGGAGUCCAUACCUGCAAACAACUUGCUUCACAGAUUUGAUGAAGGUGAUGUUGCGCGUUCGCUGGCGUUGCCGACUCCAACGCUCGAGCUGGAUUUCCGCAUGAGCAUCAAGGUCAAUCCCAAGAUCGGUGUGGGGUCAGGCUUAUUCGGCCACCGCGACUGGGUUAGUAUCGUAGGCGGGCAGUGGGCGGGACGAUGGGGGAAAGGAAUUGUCAUUCCCGGCGGACAAGACAGCCAACUCGUGGUGAAAGACCUCGCAACACACAGCAAUGCCAGUUAUCUUCUUCAGACCAACGAUGAUCCUCCCGCGUACAUCACCGCAAGACACAAAGGCUGGCGUAGUGGCCCGAAAGAGGUCCUCGAACGACUGAAUGACCCUACAGUGGCGGACACGGUGCCAGCUAAUCAGUACAAGUUUCGCGUGACGGUCGAAUUCGAGACGGGUGAUGAGAGGUAUGCCUUUCUGAACACCUGUCUAUGGAUGGCGAGUGGAAGUCGAAGAACCGGCGAAAUAAUCUACGACGCGUAUCGAGUCGGCUAG